This is a messenger RNA of Solanum pennellii, 1429 nucleotides long. Its product is annotated as actin-related protein 2/3 complex subunit 2A. Gene Ontology annotation, biological process: actin filament polymerization; Arp2/3 complex-mediated actin nucleation. Gene Ontology annotation, molecular function: structural constituent of cytoskeleton; actin filament binding. NCBI's taxonomy places the organism in Eukaryota, Viridiplantae, Streptophyta, Magnoliopsida, Solanales, Solanaceae. Gene Ontology annotation, cellular component: actin cytoskeleton; Arp2/3 protein complex. The transcript is spliced from 10 exons. The coding region runs from base 159 to 1145 and encodes 328 amino acids. The record is from RefSeq and is a predicted model, not a curated record.
CUUUUCCCACUUGAACAAAUUGACAAAAGAGAAAUCAAACUUUUAAUAACAAAACUUCAUCAAAUUGUCCAUUCAAGAUUCUUUGAUUUUCUGUUUCUUUCUAAUUUCUUUGAUUUUCAAAGAAUCCAAACUGCGAAUUUGGUUUGUGAAAGAGAUCGAUGAUAUUACUGCAAUCUCCCUCUAGAUAUCUUCUUCAGAUCUUGUACAAUCGCGUCCAGAGUCUUGAGAAAGGGGUUGAACUGGACAGCCAAUGGGUUGAAUUUGAUGAUAUCCGUUACCAUAUUCAGGGUUCAGUGAAAAAUCCAAAUGUCUUGCUUCUUUCUGUAUCAUUGCCCAUACCACCUCCAGAAACUGUCCUCUUUGGUGGACUUCCACUUGGAGCGCUAGAAGCCAUAAAAGCAGCAUAUGGUGCAGUUGCACAAAUUCUUGAUCCUCCAAGAGAUGGGUUUAAUCUCACACUUAAACUAAACUUGUCAAAACUUCCCCCAGAUGAAGAGCAAAAACAUGCACUCCUGACAAAGAUUGCAUCGGUGAGGGAGGUAGUAAUGGGAGCCCCACUGAGGGCAGUUUUGAAACAACUUGUUACAAGGACAGUUCCUUCCGAUCUAGGCAAGCCCGUUGCCCUGGUUCAUCGUCCUAACGAGUCUUUUUUCCUUGUACCUCAGGCAGACAAGGUGACCGUCAUAUUUCCUAUGAGAUUUAAUGAUUCCAUAGAUACUGUUCUAGCAACAUCUUUCUUACAGGAAUUUGUUGAGGCAAGACGAACUGCUGGACUUAAUAAUGCCCCUCCUUGUUUGUGGUCUCCUUCUCCUCCUCAAGAACUGACAGAAGCUUUUACAGAAGCAUUAUCUGCUAAUGCCGGAUUUGUUAGUUUUGUAAUUUUUUCUCGCCACGUGGAAGGCAGAAAGCUGGACAGAACUGUCUGGAACCUAUCAACCUUUCAUGCUUAUGUAAAUUAUCAUGUUAAGUGUUCUGAAUGUUUCAUGCAUACUCGGAUGAGGCGUCAGGUGGAGUCAUUAAUACAGGCACUUGACCGUGCCAAACCAGAUCCCGAGAAGGCCAAGAAAAAUUCACCUAACAGAUCAUUUAAACGAAUGACCCUCAAGGAUGGCAAUAACAGUUUGGGUUCACGAAGUUGGAAGUAGAAAAUCCGAGAAUUGAAAAGGUUACUUGGCCUGAAAUCAUCGUAAACGCAGCUUCUUCUCUAAUAAACUCCAUUUUAUCAUCGUGUUCAUGUUUAUAGUUGUCGUUGUAAAUCUUAUUGAAUUGUCUUCGGCGUUAGAUUUGAACUUAGCCAUCUUUGCUGAAGCUUCAAGUUUUGGUUAGCAGAUUGCAUUCGUUUAGUUCUGCAAAGUAGUGUAAAGAUUGCUUUGUAACAACUUGCAAUAUUCCCAUUUUAUAAAGUUGCAUUUUUGCUUAUGCUCUAAAA